AUGGACACAAUUACUGAAAUUGAAUACCUAUAUAUUGGCCAUCUCCAUCUUCAAAAUCUUCGACCAACAUUCUUAAUCAUCGUUGUGACUUCCACUUCAAUCCAACUCCUCGGCCCACCGGAAGUCUACCAGAAGAGAACAGAAUCCGGCGAUGGCGAUGGCGCCGCCACACACAACAACACUUUCAUAAACCUCUUAGUAACCAAAUUCAAUUCUACAAAUCCUCAAUUAUCCAAAACCGAGAAUUUCUCACCUACAUUUCUCUCCACCGGAAACCCUUGUCUCGAUUUCUUCUUCCACGUCGUCCCCGACACUCCAUCCGCCAUCCUAACUCAACGAUUAGCCUCCGCCUGGGAACACAAUCCCUCCACAGCGUUCAAACUCGUCUGCAACUUACGCGGCGUCCGUGGAACCGGAAAGAGCGAUAAAGAAAGCUAUUACACGGCUGCGCUCUGGAUUCACGAAAACCAUCCCAAAACCCUAGCAUGCAAUGUCGAAUCAUUAGCUAAUUUCGGGUAUUUUAAAGAUUUACCCGAAAUUCUUUUCAGAUUACUUCAAGGAUCAGACGUUAGACGAAUCGCCAAAGAACAACAUAUCAGUAGAAAAUUAACCAGACGCCCAAGAAAACCAGUACCCAAAACAAAGAAAAAGGCAGAGUCUUUUACAAGACAAAACGCAAGAACUUUAAGGGUAGAGAAGAGAAUUGCUACAGCGAUUAAGGCGAUCGAGAGAUACAAUCGCGAUCCUCAUUACAGAUUCCUUCACGAUCGCAUUUCCGAUCUAUUCGCCGAAUGCCUCAAAACCGACAUAAAAAACUUGAAAUCUGAUUCAAUUAACAAUCUCAGUUUAGCCGCGAAAUGGUGCCCAUCUCUAGAUUCAUCAUUUGACAAAUCGACAUUACUCUGCGAAAGCAUAGCCAGAAGGGUAUUCCCCAAAUCGAAUCACCCAGAAUACGACGGCCUUGAGGACGCCCAUUACGCGUUUCGUGUUCGCGAUAGGUUGAGGAAGGAGAUACUCGUCCCUCUCCGAAGGGCAUUGGAGUUGCCAGAAGUGUACAUAGGAGCAAAUCAAUGGGGUUCAAUUCCAUACAACCGUGUGGCAUCAGUCGCGAUGAAAUUAUACAAAGAAAAAUUCUUAAAACACGACAAUCAACGGUUUAAGGAGUAUCUAGAGAAGGUAAAAACCGGAAAAGCGAAAAUUGCUGCCGGAGCAUUACUCCCCCAUGAGAUAAUUUCAUCUCUGAAUAAUUAUUCUUCCGAUGGAGGUCAAGUUGCAGAGCUUCAAUGGAAGAGAAUGGUGGAUGAUAUUUCAAAAAAAGGUAAAAUGAAGAACUGUCUUCCAAUCUGUGAUGUUUCAGGAAGUAUGUAUGGUAUUCCAAUGGAGGUUUCUACUGCUUUGGGUUUAUUAGUAUCUGAACUUAGUGAUGAGCCAUGGAAAGGGAAGGUGAUAACUUUUAGUGAAAAUCCAGAACUUCAGGUUAUUAAAGGAGAUGGGUUAAGAUCAAAAGUGAAAUUUGUUCAAAGAAUGAAAUGGGGAAUGAACACUGAUUUUCAGAAGGUGUUUGAUCUUAUACUUGAAGUGGCUGUGAAUGGAAAUUUGAAGGGGGAAGAUAUGAUUAAAAGGGUUAUUGUUUUCAGUGAUAUGGAAUUUGAUCAAGCGUCGGCAAAUCCUUGGGAGACUGAUUAUGAGGUGAUUUUGAGGAAAUUUUUGGAAAAUGGGUAUGGGAAGAAUGUGCCGGAAAUUGUGUUUUGGAAUUUGAGAGAUUCGAAGGCGACGCCUGUGUUUGGGAAUCAGAAAGGGGUGGCGCUUGUUAGUGGGUUUUCGAAGAAUUUGAUGAGUUUGUUUAUUGAAGAAGAUGGAGAACUUGAUCCAGAAAAUGUAAUGCUAGCUGCCAUUUCUGGUGAUGAGUAUGGGAAACUUGUGGUUAUUGAUUAACUUAACCUUUCCUCUUUUAUGUAUUUUAAUGAUAUGUAUAUAUAUAUUUAAUAAAGUUUAAUAAAAUGUUGAGACGGGUA
Messenger RNA from Impatiens glandulifera, 2015 nucleotides. RefSeq lists its product as uncharacterized. The record is from RefSeq and is a predicted model, not a curated record. Bases 1 to 1935 code for a protein of 644 amino acids. Lineage: Eukaryota; Viridiplantae; Streptophyta; Magnoliopsida; Ericales; Balsaminaceae. The transcript is spliced from 2 exons.